Molecule: messenger RNA, 2644 nt
Organism: Stomoxys calcitrans (stable fly)
Lineage: Eukaryota; Metazoa; Arthropoda; Insecta; Diptera; Muscidae
Gene: Pisd
Product: phosphatidylserine decarboxylase proenzyme, mitochondrial
Exons: 2
Coding region: 437-1744 (435 amino acids)
Biological process (GO): phosphatidylethanolamine biosynthetic process
Cellular component (GO): mitochondrion
Molecular function (GO): phosphatidylserine decarboxylase activity
Source: RefSeq, a predicted model, not a curated record
GUUGUCCAUAUUCCCACACGCCAAAAUACUUAAAAAAGAUAAAAAUUAAAAGAAUUAUUAUAAAACCUCACAUUUAAUCUGAGUUUAAAACCAUCGGCGAAAUUUUCAGAUCACUGUUACGCAAAUAAACAAAGAAAAAUUAAAAACAAACAAAAACGAAAACUAGCGACAAGGUUACAGCAUUGCCGCCACUGAUAAGAAGUCUUCACAGUUUUUUUGGGACUCACAAUAAAAAAACUAACCCAAUUUUCCGGCUUCUGAAUAAGAAAGCAUUUACCAAGCGCUCAUUCUGUUUUGUAGCCUCGUAAGAGGGAGACGUGAAUUUCUUUCAGCGCACAACAUUAAUUGAAAGAUAUUGCUUUAAGUGGAUGGUGAAUUAAAAAAGUGCCUGACAUUGAAAUAUUUGUUAACCAAACACAAGGAUACAUUAAUCAAAAUGGUUUCCUACUUUAUACCUCGUGGUCGUUUUCUUAUGAAAGCCGGAAACUGGAGGCAAGUUCAUCAGAAGCAUCAGCAACAAGCUCAACAACAAAGCGUGAGAUGGCCUCUGAUUAAAAGCUUCCGCCAAUCAUUCUCGCAAAAGGUUGCACCGAACGAUACAAAAGUUGAGGCUCUCAUAAAAACACCCAACCAGUUUGGCAAACAACAAACACGUACUCCUCCUUCCGUAAACAGCAAACGUCAACAGGAUUUGCAAAAGCAGCGCUUAAAUAUUUGGCUGCGAUGGACUGGAUUACUUUUAAAAUGGGCUCCUGUAGGAAUAUGUGUGUUUGGAGCGAUUGAAUGGCAAUUGCACAAACAAUCCGUUGUCAGAGAUCAAUUGCCCCACACAGCUUCAGAGUUCCAAUCGAAAGUUUAUUGUUCUUUGCCACUGAGACUGUUGAGCAGAGCAUGGGGAUGGUUGGCUGCUUGCUAUAUACCGGAAAAUCUAAGACCUUUUAUUUACGGAAUGUAUUCAAAUGCUUUUGGUGUUAAUAUUGAGGAGGCGCUGUAUCCUGAUUUUAAACACUACAACAGUUUAUCGGAGUUUUUUACCCGACCUUUAAAGGAUGGUGUAAGGCCAAUAGAUGCUGCGGCACCUUUAGUAUCACCAGCGGAUGGAAAAGUAUUACAUUUUGGGGCGGCCUCAAAGUCCCUUAUAGAACAAGUGAAAGGAGUGAAUUAUAGCUUGAUAGAUUUUUUGGGACCUGCUUCUUGGGUAGAGGGUAAAACCAUAAAAGAAGAAGAUUAUGCUGAGAGUAUCAAACAUAAAAAGGAUGGCACUACCAAUCUGUAUCAGUGUGUUAUUUAUUUAGCACCAGGAGAUUAUCAUCGAUUCCAUUCCCCCACCGAGUGGCAGGCUGAAUUACGCAGGCAUUUUACUGGAGAAUUGUUGUCUGUAAGUCCGAAAAUUGCCACCUGGUUGCCUGGACUUUUUUGCCUAAACGAACGUGCCUUGUAUUUGGGCCAAUGGAAAUAUGGUUUCUUCAGCUAUACCGCAGUUGGUGCCACCAAUGUAGGCUCCAUGCAAUUUGUUAUGGAUGAACAGUUGAAAACAAAUCGUUGGGUGGGAUGGAAGACCAGACGUGGCUAUGAGGAAUUGGCGUUAGACGAAAAGAAAAUAUUGAAGAAGGGCGAUUUGGUAGGCUUAUUCAAUAUGGGCAGUACGAUAGUGUUACUCUUUGAGGCGCCCUCCAAUUUCCAAUUUAAUAUUGAGGCAGGUCAGAAAAUCAAAGUUGGUGAACCAUUGGGCCAUAUAAUUUAGAAAAGCACAUAGAAGAAAAAACUUGUAUACUACUUAUGAUUGCUGCUUGCAUAGCAGCUUCGCAAGGAAUUGUUCGAAGACAACAACUGAUUUCAUAUGAACCCAAGAGGCUUUGCAAAAAUGUGUGUUACAUAUGAUAUUUACCUAUGUGUACAUAAAGGAAUCGACAAAACUGUUAUAAUCUAGGCGCAAAAUAAUUUCGAGUCUAUACUUAGGAACUUACCAAGACAAUUACAAUAUGAAAAUAAUACCCCUUUUCUACUUAAGGGAGUGAGUGAUUUGUUAUCUACACAACCAAAAGGAUUAUAUUGUGAUUUAAUAUUAAUACCCUACAUACUUACUCAAGGCAAUGACGACUCAUAACCAAAAAAAUUGCAUACCUCUAUUCAUAAUAGAAAAUCUAAUUGAGAGUUAUAUCACAUGAACAAUUUAUCUUCAAGUUUUCGUAAUUACAAAUUGUGCUAAUAUUUGGUAAAGAAAAAAUCAUUAAAUUGACUGCUCUACAGAUAAUUAAAAUGAAGAAAGGUUUGCCAUUUGGGUAAUGUACUCGCCCUAAGUGCCUUGCGAUAAGCAAAGAAACACAAAAUUAACUUAUUUAAUUUUAAGCCUAAAUUAUCAAUAUGUUUUUUUUUACAGAAUAAGAAGUUAGAAUUGUUAAAGCAAUCUUCUAAUAUAUUAGUAGUUUGUAACUUGUUUUUAUUUUUUAACAUAACUUGUAUGAAUAUCGUUUGCAAACGAAAAACUUAGCUAAGUGUAUAAAUUUCAGCUACUACAUGAUCAUCCUAAUGGGUGAACCAUAACUUAUGUAAAUGAUAAAAUAAAUAAAUUUUAAUGUAUUUUUUAUAAGGCAUAUAACUCUGCGAAUUUGUUCUAAUAUAGUUUCAAAAUGCAUUAUAGAAA